Quercus robur (English oak) is the source of this 1319-nucleotide messenger RNA. RefSeq names its product 60S acidic ribosomal protein P0-like. Gene Ontology annotation, cellular component: cytosolic large ribosomal subunit. The coding region runs from base 69 to 1034 and encodes 321 amino acids. NCBI's taxonomy places the organism in Eukaryota, Viridiplantae, Streptophyta, Magnoliopsida, Fagales, Fagaceae. Gene Ontology annotation, biological process: cytoplasmic translation; ribosomal large subunit assembly; ribosome biogenesis. The record is from RefSeq and is a predicted model, not a curated record. Gene Ontology annotation, molecular function: large ribosomal subunit rRNA binding; structural constituent of ribosome. The transcript is spliced from 5 exons.
CAUACUUUCUUCUAGGGUUUCUUUUCUCUCUCUCUCUCUUCCUCUGACUGCUUUGUUAUUUGUCAGCAAUGGCCGUGAAGCCCUCUAGGUCCGAGAAGAAGAUCUUGUACGACAAGAAACUAUGCGCUUUGCUCAGCCAGUACUCCCAGGUUCUGGUUGUCCACGCUGACAACGUCGGUUCCAACCAGCUCCAGAAGAUAAGGACGGGUCUCCGAGGUGACUCUGUCAUUUUGAUGGGAAAGAACACCAUGAUGAAGCGCUCUGUUAAGCUUCACGCCGAGGCCACUGGCAACGAGGCCAUUAUGAACCUCGUUCCUCUUUUGGUGGGUAAUGUGGGGUUGGUCUUCACCAAGGGUGAUUUGAAGGAAGUUAGCGAAGAGAUUAGCAAGUAUAAGGUGGGAGCUCCAGCUCGUGUUGGCCUUGUUGCACCAAUUGAUGUUGUUGUACCCCCAGGAAACACGGGACUUGAUCCCUCUCAAACGUCCUUCUUUCAGGUUCUCAACAUUCCAACAAAGAUUAACAAGGGAACUGUCGAGAUCAUUACCCCAGUGGAGCUCAUUAAAAAGGGUGACAAGGUGGGCUCCUCUGAAUCUGCACUUCUUGCAAAGCUUGGGAUACGCCCAUUCUCUUACGGUCUUGUUGUUCUAUCCGUGUAUGAUAAUGGAUCUGUGUUUGAUCCUGAAGUGCUUAAUCUCACGGAAGAUGAUCUCAUUGAAAAAUUUGCUACUGGAAUUUCCAUGGUCACCUCUUUGUCACUGGCUGUAUCUUACCCAACUCUUGCUGCUGCACCCCACAUGUUUACAAAUGCAUACAAAAAUGUUCUGAGUGUUGCGGUAGCUUCAGAGUAUUCCUUCCCACAGGCAGAGAAAGUGAAGGAAUACUUGAAGGAUCCAAGUAAGUAUGCUGUUGCAGCGGCUCCUGCUGUAGCUGCUGAUUCUGGUGCUGCUCCAGAUGCCAGUGCCAAGGUGGAGGAGAAGAAGGUUGAAGAGGAAGAAGAUUCUGACGAGGACAUGGCUCUCAAUUUGUUUGAAUGAGUUGAUUGGUGGUUCAGUAGGCUGUAGGGUUGAAGAUUCUAAAUAUUAGCCUAUUUGUUAUCUAAUCCACGCAGUAUUUAGACAUGUAGUUGAGCGAAACCCAAAGCAUGGUUUCCACCACUCUUCUUUGUGGUGGGUUCAAUGUGGAUUGGUUUCUGAACUCCGUUCGUUAAUCUUUGGCCAUGUUUGGUUCUUCUAAAACAGGGUCUUUCAUUUUCUGUUUUCUGUGGGACCUAUUAGCGAAAAACUUGAUUGAGUUUGUUUUUGGUCUCAUCUUCAUUUUUA